AUGCCCCGCCACACCUUCCAACCAACCCCCCUCUUCGGCGGCGCCCUCACAGUCGACCUCCCCACUAACUUCGCCGACGUCUCCAAGCUCCGCCAAGUCCCCGACAACCAAGAAGUCUACAUCGACAAAGACGGCUUCACCUCCAUCAUAGUCGACAUCACCGAGCGCGUCUCCUCCUCGUCCUCGUCCUCGUCCGACGACCCCCUCGAGCGGGACGCCAAAGCCCUGACCACCCACCUCGAGGAGCUCGUCGGCGUCGAGGACGCGGCCGAGACGGUUCAGGUGUGGAAUACAACCGAGACUCAGAUCAGCCACCUCUCGGAAGAUAUCCCCGCUUACACCUUGAUCGCGACGCAAACACACAGGCAGCGUGAGGGAGAGAGACAGGGCGCUCCCGACUUUACCGCGUUGAUCCUGACGCUGAUCAGGCUGGAGAAGGAGCAGACGGACAUCCUCGUGACGAUCAAUGUGCCGCACAUCAAGGGGGAGUAUGACGAGGAGGAGAUUGACCUGGCGAUGGGGAAGCAGGGCGAGCUGAUUGGGGAUGCGGUCGAGUAUGCGGCGAGGAUUUGGGAGAGUUUUGAUGUGAAGGAUUGGGGGCUGUUUAACGAGAUUUAG
This is a messenger RNA of Podospora anserina S mat+, 618 nucleotides long. RefSeq lists its product as uncharacterized. The transcript has 2 exons. Gene Ontology annotation, biological process: protein import into nucleus. Gene Ontology annotation, cellular component: nucleus. The record is from RefSeq and is a predicted model, not a curated record. The coding region runs from base 1 to 618 and encodes 205 amino acids. Lineage: Eukaryota; Fungi; Ascomycota; Sordariomycetes; Sordariales; Podosporaceae. Gene Ontology annotation, molecular function: small GTPase binding; guanyl-nucleotide exchange factor activity.